Messenger RNA from Olea europaea var. sylvestris, 735 nucleotides. RefSeq lists its product as uncharacterized. The record is from RefSeq and is a predicted model, not a curated record. Lineage: Eukaryota; Viridiplantae; Streptophyta; Magnoliopsida; Lamiales; Oleaceae. The coding region runs from base 1 to 735 and encodes 244 amino acids. The transcript has 4 exons.
AUGAGUUAUUUCUAUGAGGAAUUAUUGCCUAGGGAGCGUCAAUUUGUUGAAAUGAUGUGUAAUGGAGAAUUUUUGCAAAAAGAUCCAGAUGAGGCCAUAGAUUACCUAGAUGACUUAGCUGAAAAAGCUCAUACGUGGACUAGACCUAGCGCCACUGAGAGUACUAAUAGGUCACGACCUAUUGGAAACCUGAAUAGCACAGGUAUUUAUCAUCUUAGGAAGGAAGACAACCUCAGAGCAAAGAGGAAACAUUAUGUCAAGAAAACUACUUUCUUGACUAAACAAGUGAGUGGGGUAAUUGAGCAAAAGAUUCUACCCAAGUAUAAGGACACUGGUUGUCCCACUAUGUCUUGUACCAUUGGGAACCAUGAGUUUGUACAAGCUCUUCUCGAUUUAGGGGUUAUUGUCAAUUUCAUGCCUUAUGCUAUAUACUCAGUGUUAGGUCUAUGCGAGAUCAAACCUACUUCUGUGGUCCUGAUUCUCAUUAUUCUUGGUAGACCUUUUCUUGUCACAACUAAUGCUCUUGUUAAUUAUAGGAAUGAUCUAACGAAACUAUCAUUUGGGAACAUGACCUUAGAAGUCAACAUCUUUCACAUCAUGAAGCAACCCGAGGAGGAUGAUGAGUAUCAUCAAACAUUCAUGAAUGAUGAUUAUGGAAUAUCACUGGUGUUUAUCUCCAAUGAGUUUGGUGGAAUGCAAAGAAUAUUGCAAAUGCCCUGGCUAGAUGCGGACUGA